AUGGGGGGCUUAGCUCUAAUGAGCAGCAACACGGGCUCUUUGAGCCCUGGGAGAGGGGGUGGUAAGGCAGUGAUUAGCACGGAGAAGAGCAGCCCGUUUCUGAAGAAUGCAACGGGCAUCAUGGCAGCGAUCCAUAACCUGAAGCAAAGACUGGACUUUCUGGAACAAGAGAUCAAAGACGACCUCAAGGGGAAGCUGGAUUACGAGGACCAGAUUGGGCACCUGAAGAAACGGAAGGCAGAGCUAGAGACCCGCAUCAAGAAGAACCAGCAACUCAUGGAAAACUUCAGCCAUGACAUCGGUCCGUUCGAGAGCAGCUACAAGGGCCUUGUCCGCGAGAUCGACAGCCUGUACGGCGAGGCCAAAGAGAAGCACGCGAGCGCGCUCAAGCUGCUUCAACGCGACUUCGGCUACCACGAGGCCUUCAAGCGGUGGGACGACGACUUCAGCGCGGUGCCCUUCAAGCCCAAGUAG
Messenger RNA from Klebsormidium nitens, 474 nucleotides. Lineage: Eukaryota; Viridiplantae; Streptophyta; Klebsormidiophyceae; Klebsormidiales; Klebsormidiaceae. The record is from the annotation of a GenBank genome assembly.